Messenger RNA from Penicillium chermesinum, 714 nucleotides. RefSeq lists its product as uncharacterized. Gene Ontology annotation, molecular function: COPII receptor activity. The record is from RefSeq and is a predicted model, not a curated record. Bases 1 to 714 code for a protein of 237 amino acids. NCBI's taxonomy places the organism in Eukaryota, Fungi, Ascomycota, Eurotiomycetes, Eurotiales, Aspergillaceae. The transcript is spliced from 2 exons. Gene Ontology annotation, cellular component: COPII-coated ER to Golgi transport vesicle; Golgi membrane; endoplasmic reticulum membrane. Gene Ontology annotation, biological process: endoplasmic reticulum to Golgi vesicle-mediated transport.
AUGUGGAUUCUUCCUCUCGUGGGGUAUCUGGGGGUAAUUGUGGGGUUUGCGUUCCUCACCCUUGCUAUCGUGGAAGAGCAUACAGUUCUGACCCGGAAGCUAUUGAGCCGCCUCAUCUAUACGAUCAUUGCGAUCCAGCUCUUCCUAGUGGUUGUAGAUGGCUUCCCUGUGUUGCUGUCCCUCCUCAGCAUCGUCUCACACCUCGUGUACGCUAGUAACCUCCGCCGUUUCCCCAUCGUGAAGCUAUCCGACCCAUUGUUCCUCCUGUCCUGCGUGUUGGUCCUACUCAACCAUUGGCUAUGGUUUCAGCACUUCUCGAGCCCUCCGGCCCCAUCACAGCGGGCGGAGAACAACUGGCGGCAGCCAUACCAUAUCAACUACGAAGACAUGCCCUCAUUCUCAGAGGUUGCUUCUUACUUUGGCUUAUGCGUAUGGCUGGUGCCGUUUGCGCUUUUUGUGAGUCUGAGUGCCGGCGAGAACGUGCUGCCCAGCAUGGGGUCUGAGUACGCGACUGGAGAACACGCCUCGUCUGGUCUUGGUCACAAUCCUUCAGAUGGUAAAUCGAAGAACAAGGGUAUGGCAAAGGCUUUGGUGGACAAUGUCGGAGAUUGGUUUCGUGAAAAUGGGGAGAUCAUGGGUUUAUGGCGGGGGACAAAACUAGGCGAUUUUAAGGAUAUGGGAAAGAAAUUGAAGGACAAACCCUGCGGAAUGUAA